AAGUUUCUGCCGCAGACAGCAGCAGCAGUGAUUCGGCAACGCAGAGUAACAACAAAUAGCAAAACAAAUCUCUAUUUGAAUUUUAAACCAUGGCGAUGUUUUAAGCAAUGCCUUUUGAGGAGGUACAUGGAGAUGUGAGGAGGACCCAGUGUCCCAUGUUGCAUUAGUGUCUGUGUGAAAUGCUGGCCUGUCUGCCAGGGCCAGGUGACCUCUCCCUCCAGCUUCUCUCACACACGCAGAUGAACACUGGACUUCAGAAAUGGGACACUACACGGAGGAUGAGAUCCGCUCAAUAUCCAACCCCUGCAGAAUUGGAUGCUUAUGCUAAGAAGGUUGCCAACAACCCCCUGACCAUUAAGAUCUUCCCCAACAGCGUCAAGGUCCCCCAGAGAAACCACGUGCGCCGCACAGUCAACGGGCUGGAUACCUCUUGCCAGCGCUACAGCCCCUACCCCCCCUCUCAGGCCAGCGCCAAGGCCGGCCUCCUUGCCAUCAUCAAGAUGCCAGUCAUCAAGGGCAUCCUCAAAGACUUUGAUGGCAGCCGGGUACGCCUGCAACCCUCCGAGGUCAUCAUGAACCCCCCUGGCCCCGGAGGGCCAUACUCAGCAGCAGCCGCCUCGGCCAGCACUUUAAACCUACACCACCCCCCUUCCCAAGGCCAGGGCAUGCCCCGGCAGAGCCUGAACCCUCACCCUGGGAGCCAGACUCACCCUCAGACUCUACAACAGACUCACCCCCAGCAGCAGGGUCAGUGCCAGGUCCUCAGACACCCACCCUCCAUGCCCCAGCAGCACCCAGAGCAGAGUCUGCCCAGGGCCCAGACUCUGUCCCACCCCCCAGCCAUGGGCCACCCCCAGCCUCCCUCUGGCCCCACUCUCCUGCUCCAACAGCAGCAGCAACAGAUCCUUCAGCAGCAGGGGCAACCUCCUCCCGGCCUUCAGGGGGGCCGAAAGCUGCCAGACGCCGAUGCGCCGCCUAACGUGACCGUCUCUACCUCAACAAUUCCUCUGUCCAUGGCCGCCGGCCUGAACCAGGGCCGCCAGCCAGACCUGAGCAGCAUCGUGCACCAGAUCAACCAGUUCUGCCAAGCCCGGGCCCAGGGGGCUGGGGCCACCUCAAUGUGCGAGGGCCAGAUCGCGAACCCCAGCCCCAUCAGCCGCAACCUCCUCAUCAACGCCAGCUCCAGGUUGUCCAUGCACAGCCACCCACACCCCAACGUCUGUCCCCCCGGGCUGCCCCCACACCCCAACUGCAUCAUGUGUCCUGCGAACAAGGCUGCUGCCCCCUCUCACCCCCAAAACAACAUGGCUGCUUCUAACAUGAUGCCUGUUUACCACAAUGAUAUCAAACAGCAGCAGCAACAACAGCAUCAACAACAGCAUCAACAACAUAAUCACCAACAGCAGAUGCGCUGGAACCAGCAGCAGUUGGCUCAUCUACAGCACAUGCAGCAGGAUGGCGGGGGCCACCCCUGCAAGCACCCCUCUCACAUGGGCUACCCCCCAGAGCUGUGUGUGGGCCAGCCAUACAGCCUGAAGCCCCCUAUAGAGAAGCCCACCCCCUCUCCCCCCAACAACAACAAUGGCAUGCCUGGGGGUCCGCUGGCCCACUACACCAGUGGUGGCCACUAUUUCCAACAACACGCUGUGUGGAACAGCAGUAUCCUGCCAACGCCCAACAGCGACAGCUCCGGGUCUCAGGACCUGUCCAUGCCAUUCCAUGGUGGGCCCCCAGGGGGCUCCACCACCCUAGACUGCGGUGGGCCCCCUGGGGGAGGCCAUUACAGGCCCGGGGCGAGCUCCUCCUCCUCCGGCCAGACUAGUCUGGUGCAAACGGCAGAUUACUUGGGCGGGGACUUCCAGACGCCCUGCUUCCGAGAUCACAAUCUGGGGCUGAUGGGAAAGAUGCACAGGCCUCCCAUGAACAGGGUGGGGCCCGAGGUUGGCCCCGGGGACGGCAGAACCGCUCACAUCCAGCACCCAGGGUACAGAUAAGAUAAGCUACGGCCGGUCUUGUCUACACAGCAGUUAUCGAAAACCUUCUUUUAGUCUUAAAGGAAAAAUAUGAAAUAGAAUUAAAUUAAUAAAUUAAGUAAAAAUUUCCGCUAACAUUAAAAAGAGGACAAAUUAAUAUAUAAUAAAGAGCAGUGUUGGUUUUUCUUUUUCUUGGAGUCUAUCUUGCAAGUGAUCAGUUGAUUUUGUAAAUGAGUGCUUUCACUAGGCACCCUCUAGAGAGCGUUUCUUAUGUGAUUGUCAUCAUUCCCUACCUUUUUUCCAUCCUACCUGUCUAUCAGUGUGCCUGGAUAUAAGGAUACAGAGUUAUUUUUACUUCAGAUCUGUCCUUCCUUCAAUUUCUGCAGAGGAUGGAUGAAAACUCAUUGACGCUUCAUGGAGGAAAGAAAAAACAUUAAUUUGUUUGUUUUUACUGAGUCGUGUGGGGAUUUCUCCUCUGCGAUUAGUUUUUUUGGACAAGUGGCUAAUGUUCCCUUUUUGCGUUUACUUCUGAAACUCGUAGUGACAUCAAGAUUAAAAACCUCUUGAAAUCACCUUGCAGACGAGAUAAUGAAUGGUUCAGUGUGAAACUGAAACUACCAGUCACUGGACACUACAAAGGACAGACUGAGACACAUGUACAAAGAGGCUUUUUCUUUCUUUAGAAAUGUAUUUAUUUGUGAAAUAGGACUGUUUUCUGAAUCAGGUCACUGGUCAAGGUUGAUUCCUCGCUAUCAUCAAAGUAUCUAAUCUAAUCAGGUUGAUGUUUGUACAGAGCAUAGAUAUAUAUACUGUAUAGACAGUGUAGACAUCUAGAUCCAGCAGGGAGCAACAUACGUGGGGACUGACUGGGGGAGCUGACCAACGCGCUCUUGCUCAAAAUGCUGCAAUGAAUUCAGGUGUCUGUUACAAACCAUUUGUCACCAAUGCCAAUUGAGAUUGGCAACAUGAUUGUGGAUUAAUAUAUUUUUAUUUUAAUGGAGUGAAAAAAAUAAUUAAUUCUGUCUGAAGCCUUAAAUGGCCAAAGUCACAUAAUUGACAAGGAAAACUUAUUUUAAAAGAUGUAAUUUUAUGUUUCCUAUCAUUUUUCGUGAACCCGAAAACAACUACUUGAAUUGUUGAAAUGCGAUGUUCUGUUUGGCAGUUGUUUAGUGAAGGCAGUGAGCUAGUUAGCAGGACUAAACCUAUCUACUGGAGUGAAAUAAAUAGAAUUGUUACUAAUAUAAUGUUAUUUUAGAAACUAACUAUGAACCAAAUUAGAGUUUUGUUUUUAAUCACUAAAGCUAACUUAGUUGCUACUGAUUCUGGUAUGAAGUCUGCUGAAAAUACCAAAUUGAUCACUUGCAAGAUCACUUGGAGGUUAAAGGAAAUUGACUAACUUAAGUGAAACAGCAAAUGCGUUGUUUAUUUUAUUUUACACUGGCUUACCUACUAUACUACUGUAACUUUUUAAAGUGUAAUGAUUGUGUGAGAAUGAUGCCUGCUGAUGCAGGUUGAGUAUAGACGUGUGUGCAUGUGCGUUUUGUAUGUAUGCAGAUGUGAGUGUGUGUCUGUACGUGAGAGUGGUGGACACAUUGACCUCCACUUUCUGUUCGCCUCCUUCCCUAACAGCCCUUAAAAAGCCUUAAGUAUUUAGUCCUUGGACUUUCCUUUGAAAACAUGCAUGGUUAUAACGAAAACCCAAAAUGAUGAUUAUGAGAAUGACGAUUGCAAGGAUACAUACAGAGGACCCACAAUUUCUGUUUGUUAAUUUGCCUUUUAUUUUUAUGGGAGUUUUUGUUGAAUAGGAAAGGCAAUUCCUUAAAGAUUCUUCUUAAUUACGAAAACAAGAAAUUGAGUUAUAUUUUGUAAUUAUAUUUUAAUCCUACAGUGCCUUGCAAAAGUGUUCAUUCUCCUUGGAUUUCAUCAAAUUUGAUUGUGUUACAAAGUGGGAUUAAAAUGGAUUCAAUUGUUCAUUUUUUUCAACAAUCUAUGCAAAAUACUCUGUCAAAGUUUAAGAUUAAUAGAAAAUUAAAUGACUAAAUUAUAGUCGUUGCAUAAGUAUUAAUCUCCCUGAGUCAAUACAUGUUAGAAACACCUUCGCCGCGAUUACAGCUGUGAGUCUUCUUGGGUAGGUCUCUGAGGUUUACACCUAUAUUGUGCAAUAUUAUAAACUGGUGGUUAGAGCCCUGAAUGAUGAUUGUCUGAAAGCUGCGGUAUAUCACACUGUAUACCGCGGGUAUGACCCAAAACAUUUUUUUACUGCUCUAAUUACACUGGUAACCAGUUUAUAAUGGCAAUAAGGCACCUUGGGGUUUUGUGGUAUAUUGCCAAUAUACCACGGCUAAGGGCUGUAUCCAGGUGCUCCGCGUUGUGUCGUUGUUGAGAACAGCCUUUAGCCGUGGUAUAUUGGCUAUAUACCAAACCCCCUCGGGCCUUAUUGCUUAAUUAGCCCAUUAUUCUUUUCAUAAUUCUUCAAUCUCUGUCAAGAUGUUGGAGAUCAUGGCUAGACAGCAAUUUUCAAAUCUUUUUCAUAGAUUUUCAGUCAUAUUUAAGUCAAAACUGUAACUUGCCCACUCAGGAACAUUCUCUGUCGUCUUGGUAAACAGCUCGUGUACAUUUGGCCUAUUAUAAGUUAUUGUCCUGCUUAAAGGUGAAUUCCUCUCCCAGUAUCUGGUGUAAAGCAGACUGAGGUAGGUUUUCUUCCAGGAUUUUGCCUGUGCUUAGCUCCAUCCCAUUUCUUUUCAUCCUGGAAAACUCCCCAGUAUUCGCUGAUGUCAACCAUACCCAUACCAUGAUGCAGCCACCACCAUGCUUGGAAAUAAGGAGGCAGUUACUCAGCGCUGUGCUGUUGGAUUUGCCCCAAACAUAAGACUUUGCAUUUAGGCCAAAGAGUAUAUUCUUUGGUGGUGUUUUUUUUUCUUCAGCUUUUUUGCUUUGCCUUGGUGCGCACACAAGAUGAAUGUUUCGCAAUAUUUCUAUUCAGUAUAUUUGUAUUAUUUUCACUCUGUCUUUUAAGUCAUUGUGGCAUCACUACAAAGUCAUUGAUCCAUCGUCAGUUUUCUCCCAUCACAGCCAUCGAACUGUUUUAAAAAUCACUAAUGGCCUCAUGGUAACAUCCC
Molecule: messenger RNA, 5092 nt
Organism: Oncorhynchus tshawytscha (Chinook salmon)
Lineage: Eukaryota; Metazoa; Chordata; Actinopteri; Salmoniformes; Salmonidae
Product: protein FAM222B
Exons: 3
Coding region: 180-1994 (604 amino acids)
Source: RefSeq, a predicted model, not a curated record